Messenger RNA from Postia placenta MAD-698-R-SB12, 447 nucleotides. RefSeq lists its product as hypothetical. Lineage: Eukaryota; Fungi; Basidiomycota; Agaricomycetes; Polyporales; Adustoporiaceae. Bases 1 to 447 code for a protein of 148 amino acids. The transcript is spliced from 3 exons. The record is from RefSeq and is a predicted model, not a curated record.
AUGAGCGACAAACACACUAGCUCCGGCUACCACGGUUCCCUUGUCGACGAUUCGAUACAGAACCCAGGACGCGACUCGACGUACACAACUGGCAAUUAUCCACCACCUGACGAUACAACCUCUUCCGGAGGCUACAGCUCGCAGGACACUUGGUCGAACGCCGCGCAAAGAGGCAGCCUCGUCGAUCAGUCCGUAAACGGCGGCCCAAUCGGCCAGGAACUGCAGGACGCAAAGCAAGGGGAAGACACGGCUGCACGUCAAGAUUUCCGGCAUGAGGCGGAACGCGACUUUGAUAGACAGGGUGCGCAAGGAUUGAAUCCAUACGGGCGAAACGUGGACAGCCGAAAAGAGGCGGAAGAAAUGCUUGCGUCGAGGUACAGGGAUGCGAGGGGAAAGCACUAUGAGAGCGGGCCUGCUGCAAGCAAUGACGGUGACGUGGGUGCUUGA